AGGAACCAAAAACUAGCAUCAUGCAAAUGAGUUGUUCACAAAUAAAAAACCAUGGAAUCUAUUUCACAACAUACUCUUCAUAUUACUCUCCUACUCUUAUCUUUCUUUAUAUUCUUCUUCCUCCUCAAUCAUCGUAGAAAAAUCUCGGCCACCAAGCGCCGUCUUCCACCCGGACCAUCGGGAUGGCCCGUAUUUGGAAACAUGUUCCAAUUGGGAGAAAUGCCUCACCGCACACUCACAAAUCUAAGACAAAAAUAUGGUCCAAUUUUAUGGCUCAAAAUAGGUUCAAUAAACACUAUGGCAAUACUCUCAGCCAAAGAAGCCACAACAUUUUUCAAAAACCAUGACCAAAAUUUUUCAGACCGAACGGUAAUCGAAACUAUGCGUGUCCAUAAUUACAACAAAUCUUCCUUAGCUUUAGCUCCUUACGGAUCUUACUGGCGGCUCAUGCGCCGCCUAGUAACAGUCGAUAUGUUAGUUAUGAAACGCAUUAACGACAGCAUUUCGGUUCGUCGUAAAUGCGUAAAUGACAUGCUGACGUGGAUUAACAAAGAAGCAAAUGAGUUAGAACAUGGUCAUGGACUUCAUGUUUCACGUUUUAUUUUCUUCAUGAGUUUUAACUUGUUUGGAAAUUUAAUGUUGUCACGUGAUUUGUUUAAUAUGGAAUCUGAAAAUGGGUCUGAAUUUUUUGAUGCUGUUAUGGGGAUGAUGGAGUGGACAGGACAUGCUAAUGUGUCUGAUUUGUUUCCUUGGUUGAGGUGGUUGGACCCACAAGGAUUAAGGAGAAAAAUGGAUAGAGAUAUGGGAAAAGCGAUUAAAUUUGCUUCCACGUUUGUGAAAGAGCGUUUGGAGAAUGAGGUAGAGCAUGAUGAUGAGAAAUCAAGGGAUUUCUUGGAUGUCUUGCUUGAUUUCCAAAAAAAUGAGAACCAAGAAGCAGCUAAGAUCUCAGAUAAAGAUCUCAACAUUUUCAUCUUGGAAAUAUUCUUAGCUGGGGCAGAAACAACAAGUAGCACAAUUGAAUGGGCUAUGACGGAGCUUUUAAUCAACAAUGAUUGUAUGUCGAAGGUUAAAAUAGAGCUUAAUUCAGUAGUUGGGGCAAAAGAUGUUGAAGAGAGUGACAUAGACAAUCUUCCUUAUCUACAAGGUGUUGUUAAGGAAACAUUAAGGUUACAUCCUCCGAUUCCACUACUUGUCCCACGAAAAGCAGUACAAGACACGGAAUUCAUGGGAUACUUCAUACCGAAAGACACACAAGUUUUUGUGAAUACGUGGGCAAUUGGAAGAGAUCCAGAUGCUUGGGAUGAACCAUUGGUUUUUAAACCCGAAAGGUUUUGUGAUUGUGAUAGCAAGAGUUACAAGACCGAUUAUAAAGGACAACAUUACGAGUUUAUACCAUUUGGAGCUGGAAGAAGAAUGUGUGCGGGUGUGCCUUUGGCACAUAGAAUUCUUCACCUUGUUUUGGGAUCUUUGCUUCAUCGAUUUGAUUGGGAGCUUGAUAGCAAUGUUACACCUUUAACUAUGGACAUGAAAGAUAACCUUGGUAUAACCAUGCGAAAGUUUGAACCAUUGCUUGCUGUGCCCAAAUUAGUUGUUGGUUCUUAAAUUAAUCAUUAAUUUUUAAUGUUUUAUUGUAUAAAUAAAUGCUAUUGGCACAUUUUUGUGCUUGUAUAUCAAAAAAUGUGAUACUAUCCAUCUAUAUAUGAAUAUGAAAAUCUUCAAUUA
Messenger RNA from Trifolium pratense (red clover), 1722 nucleotides. RefSeq names its product cytochrome P450 76A2-like. The coding region runs from base 52 to 1602 and encodes 516 amino acids. Gene Ontology annotation, molecular function: oxidoreductase activity, acting on paired donors, with incorporation or reduction of molecular oxygen; iron ion binding; heme binding. The transcript has 2 exons. The record is from RefSeq and is a predicted model, not a curated record. Lineage: Eukaryota; Viridiplantae; Streptophyta; Magnoliopsida; Fabales; Fabaceae.